Salpingoeca rosetta is the source of this 3422-nucleotide messenger RNA. RefSeq lists its product as uncharacterized. Lineage: Eukaryota; Choanoflagellata; Craspedida; Salpingoecidae. Bases 57 to 3407 code for a protein of 1116 amino acids. Gene Ontology annotation, cellular component: nucleus; aryl hydrocarbon receptor complex. The record is from RefSeq and is a predicted model, not a curated record. Gene Ontology annotation, biological process: regulation of transcription by RNA polymerase II. The transcript has a single exon. Gene Ontology annotation, molecular function: transcription cis-regulatory region binding; nuclear receptor activity.
UUUCUAGCCAAACACAAACGACGACAAACAGCAGGACACCAGGACAGACACACGACAUGGACGCUUCCCCUUCGUUGCCGUCGUCGUCGUCCUCCUCUGCCGCCAAGAGUGGCAUCUCGGCAAAACUGCAUGUGAUUGAGUGGAAGCACGUGGUGUUGAUGCUGUUGGAAGAACACGAGGACGAAGAACGCGAGAGGCAGCAACAGUGGCAGCAGUACAUGCUCUUGGAUGGCUACGAACCAAACAAGCUGGUGGCAGCGCGGGCCAUCGUUCGUCUCAUGUUCACAUGUCGCGAGCUGUACGAAAACCUGCCUUGGGCGCUGCCGCGCUGGUGCCUGCUCAACGCGUUCAAGUUUGUCGGUGAUUGGUUGGACGGCUACGAGCCUUCCUCUGCCCGUGCUACGGAAGGCGACUGCGCAACGACAACAACUCCAACAAGCUCACGCAGCGAAGGCCCACUUGGCCCUCAGGAGGGCGAUCGGCACCUCGCCAGUCGCGUCCUCUGCGGAGAGCAUGCUGAGUCUCGCGAGGCUGAGUGGCUUCGGCAGCGAUUCUUCGUACACUCGUGGCUUGGGCUGCCGUGGUCGUGGCGACUGCCGUCCAUCAAGUUACGGAGACCAGAGGAUCGCAAUCUCUUCUCGCGCGUUGCCAUCGUCGACAUUGCCAACCUGGACGACCUGGAAGAGAAGCUGGGCAUAUGGGCUGCAUCAUCAACCUUGCUGGACUCGCAUAAGCAACUGAUCUCAGCCUCUUCCACUCACACUGGCGGUGACGAUGCGUCAACAGUCGCAAAUCCAACAAGCACUGCAAUGGGAACUGCUAGCGCUUCAGCGACGGCUCAUGCCACCAACACACGCGCUGCAACGGAGGACACACAAGCACCUACAGCACGGGCAACAGAACCACGAACGACUGCGACGCCCACAGCAGCCACCACCAGUAGCGCAGCCACCACCAGCAGUUCCACCACCACGGCAACCUCUGCCGCUGUUGUGCCAACCAACCUCAGGCCAGGAGGGAUAAUGUUGCAUGCAGCCGGACUGCACGCCGACCGUGUUGAGCGCCUGACGCGACUUCUGACCACCCCAGGCGCACCCAGGUGUCAUAUGCUCUCCUUGUCCUUUGCGCCACGCACGUACCAUUAUGUGCAGCGUCCACGUGCUCGGCGGCCGCGACGCGAACGAGCACCCCCAGUCCAUAUUCCCUGCCUGAAGGUGCAUGACAUGCACACCGUGAAACUUGACACGGGUUCAGUCAUCAUCGACAGCGUCGACUUUUGCAAUAUUGACACCAUCACGUGGACGGUCGCCCGUGAGCAGUCAUCCAUCAGCGGCAACACGAAAGACGUGCACAUGGCACGCAUUCGCAGCGCAGGUCAUUGCGACAUCAGCAGUGUCGCCGCGUUGGCUGGAGUGCCGCACGUGUCCCUCAGCAACAUGCCACGCCUGCAAGACGUGUCGCCGCUGGCACGUGCUGCGAGUAUCACCCUCGAUGCAGUGGCAGCCACGGACAUUACCGCUCUGAGUAACGUGCGCGCGCUGGACAUUUGCAAUUGCAAUGACUUCGUUGGGCAUGACCUGACCCUCAAUGUUGAGCGACUGAGCCUGUCCUCAAGCUGGGGUGUCCAGGGUUCCCUCUCCCUGUCCCUUCCACGUGCCACCACCGUCGAGAUCACCGGUUGCCAGUCGCUCACGGGCAUCACAUGCGGUCACAUUGUCCCCGUUCGGUACAUUGUGAGUGACGGUAGUGCGUGCGACAGCCUGCGUGCCGCCAUGGACAAACAUUGGCAGCAGCAACAACAGCAGCAGCAGCAGCAGCAGCAGCGUGUGCGCCGCAUUGCCGUGUUUGACUGUGCAUCCCUGAGGGCACCGCCCACCUUCGAUACCGUGGACGAGAUUUACCUGGACCUGAAAUCCCUGCACGCGCAUGACCUCAUACGACUGGCACGCCACGCGCGCCGUGUCGUGUAUCAGCCACCAUGGUCCAAGUUGGGUGACCUGCUGCUGACCAAUCAGGUUGCCCUGCCCCCCAAUGUACACCUGCAUUUGGUUCACACGCAGGUGCAUGAUCUGUUCUCACAGCAUCUGACAUCGCCAAAACCAAACGUCGAGUCGCUCUCCCUGGACUUCACGUCGCCAUUAGUGUCGCACUCCCGCUUCACCCCGGUUUCCGGCACCAGCGACGCACGUGCUCGUGCUGGUGGAGGUGGUGGCGACGGCGACGCUGAUGGGCAUGCUGUUGUUGUUAUUGGUGGUGGCAACGACAACGGGGGUAGAAACGGCACGGGCCUCCAUGGCAGGACCACGCGUCUGAGCUUGGACGUUUCGCACCUGGGCAAGCUCCACCCUCUUCGGCACCUUGCAGUGCGCGGAUUCGCGUCAACAUGUGUGCAGCUGCGGCCAUUGGGCAUGCGCCACCUCGCACAUCUGACCACACUGUCCCUCACGGACAUCACCUUUCCGCCAUCGCCUGAUGGUGAAGGGGUUGCGCUGUCGACGCGCAAGCAGAUAUGCCUUCACGCCUGCCACGGCGCUGUAUCUGUCGCGAACACAGACGAGCUCACGGUGCGGUGGUUGAGAGCGCUUCGACGAGGGGAACGCCCGCUUACCCUCGUGCGUGUGCGUGACGUUGGGCGCAUGACACUCUCCCUGUACAAGGAUGCGCACGUGACUGUUGGGUCUACGUGCCGGGUGCACACGUGCGAUGUGAUUGGCGGCACGUUUUCCAACGUUCUUGUUGAUGGUUGUGAUGGAUCGCGCGUUCAGGGAGAGGGGCAGCAAGGGCACCAUGGAGAACAGGGGCAAGAUGGAAAAGAGGCAGAACCGGCAGAAGAGGAACAACAGCUACUACCACACCUAAUACAACAACUUGAAGAACAACAACAACAAAGACGACGACGACGACAGCAGCAACAACGACACCAACAACUGCAACUGUCACUACCACUACUAAUCUUAGCAAAACUACAACAACACCAACAACAACAACAACAACAACAACAACAACAACAACAACAACAACAACAACAACAACAACAACAACAGCAGCAGCAGCAGCAGCAGCAGCAGCAGCAACAACAACAGCAAGAGCGACAGCGGCAGCAAGGUUUGGAGCUCCGGGCCUUUGCUGGCGUGGGUGUGCUGCAACUGAUGCGCUGUCGGUUCAACAACACCGCGCCGCAGUUCUGGCCGCCCGUACACAUGCUGGUCAUCGAUGACUGCUCCCCUGUACACGAGGACGAGGGCGAUCAGGUGGAUGCAAGCGCGUGCAGACCCGUGAGCGACGUGGACAGGUGGGCGAACAGAACCAUCGUGGGUCAGUCGCCGCUGCGGCUCAACGCCAUUUUCAAGGAGAUGCGACAACAGCUGCCGGUACCGCUUCCGGAGAGCGACGAAGAUGAGCUUUGAGGGGUGCUGUGUGUG